Molecule: messenger RNA, 2081 nt
Organism: Lepisosteus oculatus (spotted gar)
Lineage: Eukaryota; Metazoa; Chordata; Actinopteri; Semionotiformes; Lepisosteidae
Gene: mrps28
Product: mitochondrial ribosomal protein S28
Cellular component (GO): mitochondrial small ribosomal subunit
Source: RefSeq, a predicted model, not a curated record
CACAAUAAUAAAACAAUACUGCGGCCUUGUACCCGGAGGACUCGCUAUCCCACAAUCCCAUCGCCCAGCCUCAGGGUCGCCGAGGUGAGCAAGAUGGCGGCUCUGUGUCGGGCGGUGUGCUCGCUGCGCAGGGGUUCCUGUUGGGCUCAUUCACGGGGACGCGUCGUGAUUACGAGUGUUUUUCCACACAGUCACUACAGCAGUGGUGACUCUGGAGAUGGGACGGAAAAGGAGACGGUUACCUCAGGGCCCGAGAAGCCAAGAAGCGGCUUCGCGGCCGCUUUCGAUCUCCACUCCGGUCUGCAGCGGAGGGACGCCGGCGCAGUCGGGUUGGCUCCUGGAUCCAAGAAGGAGAAAUCUUUUGCCUCGCUCCUGAGACACUCUCCGCUUUUGCAGAUGGGACCUGCAAAAGAUAAAAUGGUUUUGGGCAGGAUCUUUCACAUCGUCAAUGAUGAUCUGUACAUUGAUUUCGGAGGAAAGUUCCACUGCGUGUGCAAAAGGCCAGCCGCUGACGGAGAGAAGUACCAGCGGGGCACCAGGGUCCGACUGAGGCUGCUGGACCUGGAGCUCACCUCCCGGUUCCUGGGGGCCAACACGGACACCACCCUGCUGGAGGCUGACGCUGUUCUGCUGGGGCUGCUGGACGGCAGAGAGGGAAAGCCAAAGGACUAGGCUCCAUCCUUGUUAAGACAGACCGCCUGAGACUUGUUGCCUGUGGUCUUGCUCAACUAAAAAAGUAUCUGUUUAAACUGUUCAGGACAAGAGUCGAACCUAGAGCGGUAAUUCACCUUGUUUUGUAUCUCUUUGCCUUCGACGUGUAUUUGAUGUGCAUGGACAAGUGUUGCAGAGGUCACAAUGCUGUUUUUUUCUCUUUAAUCCACAAUUAAUUUCGUAAUUUUGUUGAAGAACGGAUUAUGUGUUUAUACAUUUUGUUUGUAAAAAAAAAAUAAAGAGAAAACAUCAGUUCCUUCACAGCAUCCCUUGGUUAGCAUUCCUGUUACAGUAAGUUACGAUGUGAUGUGUUCUGUCAUUCCUCUUGGCCAGGGGUAGCCAAUAUGCUAUUGUGAAUAACCCCACCUGAGAGAAAUGGUGACACCGCUCAUGUCUGUAAGCGUGAAGACGUUGUAGUCCUUCUUAGCCCUGGUGCUGAGAUAUUAUAUAUGCUCUUUACUACUUCCAAUAUCAUUAUAGACCUUAAAAAGCUUUGGAGUAAUGGGUAAACGCCAAGCUUGUGAUCUGUUGGAACAUAACUUGAGAUGUUAUAAUGUAUAUCCGUCCAGAUACGAAGCAUUGUUGUAUAAGCUAUUUAAAUAGCUUAAUAGACUAGUCUGUUGUAAUUGUAUGACAAAAUAAAAAAUGCACAUCGCCACGUAUGGAAACAUGCUCAUUUCCUUCAGAAUACAAGUUAUGUCCCUCACACCAUACCAAAACAAUUUUCACUGCAAGACAAUAUAAAACAACAGCUGUCAGCAGCAGUUUGCUCAUCAGAUUGAGCGCUGGUUCAGUGUCACUCUAGUAUGGGGUUUCUCACUUGAUGGGCAUUAUGGAAUCUCGAUUAAAUCAAAAUAUAACCCCCUUUUAACUUAAUAUUCCCUCAUUUAGCCAUUUCUUUUAUGCUUCUGUAAUUACUUCUUAAAGUUUGUACAAGUCGAGAUUGAGUUUGAUGUCACAGGCAUCAUUAGACCGGAACAGCCUUCCUAUAGCAACGUCGUCUUGUGGUAGACAUUUUAAGGAUAUACUAUUUGAAAAUAUGCUUUCAAAUAGUUUGCAUAGUGUGAAUGGUUUCCCAUUUAGGUAACAUAAUUAUGUGUAGUGCACAAUCUCUUAAAAGACUGGUUUAACCUAGAGCUGGGCGAUAAUUCGAUAACGAUAAUUAUCGCGAUAUAAUUUUCCUCGAUAUAAAUUUAACAAAAGUUCGAUAAAUGUUCGAUAUAUAUGUUAAUGCUUUUGCGCAUGCACACAAAAUACUGUGCACGAGUGAGCGUGCAUGUUGCAGACUGGGCAGGUAACAGAUUUGAUUAAUGUUUCUGCUGUUUGGCAAGUGUUUGUUGUGUUCUUAAAAUAAAAAGUUGUUUAAUUUA